AUGGGGUGCCUUAUGGAGCACCAUGUAUCCAGAGUGUACACACAAAUAUUUAAUUACCGAAAACGAAUUACUUUAAUAUCGAGCGCAUUAUUCGCCAGCCAUCCCAUACAUGUGGAGUCAAUCGCUUCUAUAGUAGGCCGGGCCGAUGUCGGCGCCGCUGUUUUCUACAUACUCUCCAUUAUGUGUUAUAUUAAAUAUUGUAAAUAUAGCGACAGUAACGGCAAAACACACAACACUUACUUAUACACGUCGCUAGUAUUGGCCACACUCUCAAUGUUGACCAAAGAGCACGGCAUUACAGCACUGGGUGUUUGUGCCGUUUAUCACCUAUUCAUUCAUUACAAGUUAUUUCCAUUAACACCCGAAACCAUCUAUGCUAUCAUUUCAGAAAGACGCUACAAAUACCUGCGAAAAGGGAUCAUUCAUUUAAUAUUGAGUGGUAUUAUAUUAAUUGGCGUUCGGGUAGGAGUGAUGGGAUCGACACCGAUGUUCGCCCCGUCAGACAACCCCGCGAGUGACAGCCCUUCUGUGAUAAUAAGAUUUCUGACAUUUCUAUAUUUACCGGUUUUCAACUUCUGGCUCCUGAUAUACCCCCGGUAUCUAAGCUUCGACUGGUCUAUGGAAUCGAUUCCAUUAAUUCAAUCAAUGGCUGAUUCGCGAAAUAUAAUUUCCCUUAUAUUCUACAUGAGUCUCAUUUUCUUACUUAAAUUCCUUCUACAAUACUAUUAUAAUAAAUGCUCUGAAAUGAAGCAAAUGAACGACAACUGGACCACUGGAUGUGGUUGUGCUCCGUGUUGUUAUCAACACCAACACCACUCGCAUUACAAACACUUGAAACGACCCUUUAAUCUCAAGUCUAAUAAUAAUAAUUCGUUGUGCAGUGAAGACGAGUACAACAUCGGAGGCACUAAUAAUAAUGGAGUGAUAAGUGGUGUGAAUAGCACUUUGGAGGAGACAUAUAACUCAACGAUGACCAGAACUGAUUGCAUAACAAUGGCUUUGUCUCUAUUGAUCAUUCCCUUCAUUCCGGCCACAAAUCUCUUCUUUUACGUGGGAUUUGUGAUCGCAGAGCGAAUACUAUAUAUUCCUAGUUUCGGAUAUUGCCUUCUCAUAGCUAUAGGAAUCGAUUCACUUCUUAAACGCAAAACCAUUAGAUUUGUCACAUUUAUUGCAUUAUCACUACUUUUGAUAUCAUUUUCUUUGCGAACAUUUAUCAGAAAUAUUGAUUGGCUUUCAGAAGAAAAUCUCUAUCGUUCGGGCAUUGAUAUCAAUCCACCAAAAGAAUCUAUAUUGACUUUUGGCUCAAAAUAUGCACUUUAUUUCAUAGCUUAUGGAAAUUUAGCGAAUAUAUUGAGCGCUCAGUCAAAGAAGAAAGAAGCAGAAAAUGCUUAUAAGAAAGCCCUCACCUAUAGGUUCAAUAUGGCUGAUGUCCACUACAAUCUGGUUAGACACUUUUCGGAAGAUUCUUAUUAUCCCAAUAUCUUCCUGCCCAAAAUACGCGUAUUUCAGCAUAUUCAUCGACACACCACUGGCUAUGUCUUCGGCAGUCUUGUACAUUAUAAUCGUGUGAUCGACGAUAUAAUCGUUCUCGUGAUCGCGAGGACCGGCCGAAUAGUAGACCCGAUAGGCACGAGUGGCCGCCUCUAUCUGUUCCUUAGUUCCCGUCAAACCGAUUAUAUCUUCGGAGAACUCUUUGAGGUAUCCUUUGACGGCUUCAGCCGAGUCUCUGUCGGGAUCUACUGUUAUGAAUACGGAGACAAUUUCAAUGGCUUUGACCAUCUUUUCGAUCUCAUCCGGACAUAUGUCCGGACAGUGAGUAAAUCCAAAGUAGAGAAGAAGCCAUUUGCCCAACAAGUCUUUGGAUGA
Messenger RNA from Medioppia subpectinata, 1866 nucleotides. NCBI's taxonomy places the organism in Eukaryota, Metazoa, Arthropoda, Arachnida, Sarcoptiformes, Oppiidae. The record is from the annotation of a GenBank genome assembly.